Molecule: messenger RNA, 1047 nt
Organism: Rotaria sp. Silwood2
Lineage: Eukaryota; Metazoa; Rotifera; Eurotatoria; Philodinida; Philodinidae
Source: the annotation of a GenBank genome assembly
AUGUGGUCGAUGAAUUUCUUUUUUCGAAAGUAUAAUCCUAUUCUUUAUAUUAUUAUAUCAGUAUGCAUUUUAUAUAUUCUCGUUCGUUUCUCCACAAUCUUACCUACAUUUCAAUAUACUGCAUUAUUACAUAGUAGUAUUUCAACAGCUAAACCGAAAUCUUAUCAUUUCUUAUCUACGAAGAAACUUAACAGCACUGAGAACGCCAUCUAUUAUCGUCAUGCAACUUCAAAUCGAAAUUCUUCAUAUCCAUAUAUCAGUGGUGAUACAUUUCGAGCAUUUUCUGAUUAUGUUUAUGAUGAAACAAAGCGGGAUACAUUAAAUUCAGUUAAAUAUGGAGAGAUUAUUUUUGUAAAAGCUGAUAUGAUUGCACCAUUUUUUGGUCCACCAUUUAAUUCUAUAGAAAAACCAUUUGUACUUGUUACACAUAAUAGUGAUGCAUUUGCACCAAAUAACUAUCAAACAUAUUUAUCAAAUCCGAAAAUACUUAUUUGGUAUGCAUCUAAUCCUAGUGUACAAAAUCAUACAAAAUUAUCUCCUAUUCCUAUUGGAAUAGCCAAUAUGCGUUGGCCACACGGAAACUUAGAUAAAUUAACAUCUGCCAUGAAAAAUGAUCGUAAACCUUGGUCUCAACGAACAAUUUUACUUUAUGUUAACUUUGAUGUCGGAACAAACGGCGCUGAACGAAAAAAAGCAUUAUCACAAGCAUCAACAAUACAAAAUACACAAAUAAUGAAAAAUCGGAUUCCAUUCGAAACUUACUUACAACACGCAGGAAAUGCAAAAUUUAUUCUAUCACCACGUGGUAAUGGACUUGAUUGUCAUCGAACAUGGGAAGCUUUUCUAAUGGGUGCUGUACCUAUAGUUCGUAAAUCGGAACUAGACCCUUUGUUUGUAAAAACAAGAUCAGUUAUUAUUGAUGAUUGGUCAGAAUUGACAGAAAAGUUUUUAUUAUCAUUGAAUUUCUCGAAAAAUGAUGAUAUUGUACCUGAUGUUUCAUAUGCUCAAUAUUGGUAUGAAAAGCUUUUCCAACAUCGACAUAAUUAG